AUGAAUAGAAUAUUAGGGAAUAUAUACUUAUCUUCCAUCAAACCACUUGAAGAUGGUGAUCUUGGUAACAUAACUCAUAUUUUAUCCAUAAUACCUGGAGAUUUACCUGAUCUUUCCGAGUACGUGCAUUUACAAAUUCCUUUGAAUGAUAACGAUAACCUUAUAUUUCCAUAUUUGAAUAAGAUCUUUGAUUUCAUUAAUGUUGCUUUAUUUAAUGAAACCGACCCUAAUAUCAAAUCUAAGCAUCAGGGGCAUUUGUUGAUCCAUUGUCAUGAAGGAUUAAGUAGAUCCGUAACGAUCUUGAUUUGUUAUUUGAUUAAAUAUUAUCGCUUAUCAUUAGAUCAAGCCAUUUAUGCCAUUAAAAGGAGACAAGAAAUCCGGAUAAAUGAGGAUUUCAUGGAACAAUUGAAGGUUUACGAGGAUAUUACGGGAAACAUGAAGGAUUUGAAGUUCAGAUUAUAUUUAUCGGAGAAAUUAGGAACUGAAGGAUAUCAAAUGUUUAAUGAAAUCAAUGGAUUUGUGCAACAACAAGAGGAACUAGAAGAAGAUACUCAAAAAGAAGAAGAAGAAAAAGAAGAUGGGAUAUUAACUUGCAAGAAAUGUAGACAUCCAUUAGCAUUAUCAACACAAAUAUUACCUCAUCAGCCUCCUGAUGAAACUUCAAAUCAAGCAAAUUUCAUGAAAAAAUCAAGAAGAACUGUCUAUUCUUCAAUGAAAGCAUCCAGUGUCUGUUCUCAUUACUAUUUAAAAGAUCCAUUGAAAUGGAUGAACUUGAAUUUCGGUGAUGAAGGAGAAAUGGAAGGAAGAUUAAAUUGUCCUAAUUGUAAUUGUAAAGUUGGCGGUUACUCUUGGAAAGGUUCAAGAUGUAGUUGUGGUAAAUGGAUCAUACCAGCUUUUGAUUUAUCUACCUCCAAAGUCGAUUUCAAAACCAGUAAAUCAAUCAUCAACAUAUCACCAGAGUUACAAACAGAAAUCAUUACUAAAAAUUAA
Messenger RNA from Yamadazyma jaroonii, 990 nucleotides. The record is from the annotation of a GenBank genome assembly. NCBI's taxonomy places the organism in Eukaryota, Fungi, Ascomycota, Pichiomycetes, Serinales, Debaryomycetaceae.